AUGUCCAAAAGAAGUCUGAAUCCAGAAGAGGAGCAGAGAGCUGUCUCGGCGAAGAUUGAUGCUCAGGAUGUUCCAAAAACAGCACACACCAGCAAUGAACCGGAUAUACCAAUGGGCGAAUUUGAAGAUGAAUACAGUGACGAAUUUGAAAGUGAUGGUGAAAUAAUAGAAGUUGACAAUGAAGAAGAAUUCGACGAUGAGGCUGAAGGCGAUCAGAUCGAUAAGAAAAAUCAAAAUGCUCAAGCUUUAUUAGAGCAGGAUCAAGCAAAUGAGCAAGAGAAGCAGGAAUUAUAUUUGCCCCACAAAUCUCGUCCACUAGGGCCUGAUGAAGUUUUAGAAGCUGAUCCAACUGUUUAUGAAAUGUUGCAUAAUGUAAAUCUCCCAUGGCCUUGUUUGACAAUCGAUGUUAUCCCAGAUUCUUUGGGAUCCGAGCGUAGAAGUUAUCCACAGUCACUGUUGAUGGCAACGGCGACUCAAGCAUCCAAAAAGAAGGAUAACGAAUUGAUGGUCUUGCAACUUUCGCAGCUUAACAAAACGUUGGUUAAGGGCGAGGAUGAUGACGAGGCUGAUAAUGACGACGAUGAAGAUGCUGAUGCUGAUCCAGUUAUCGAAAAUGAAAACAUUUCUCUGAAAGAUACGACAAACAGACUGAAAGUGUCACCAUUUGCAUCAUCAGCUCAAGAGGUUCUUACAGCAUCAAUGUCUGAAAACGGUGAAGUUUACAUUUUUGAUUUGGCCCCACAAACAAAGGCUUUCAAUACGCCCGGCUAUCAAAUUCCCAAAUCUGCUAAAAGACCUAUGCAUGUGGUUAAAAAUCACGGCAACGUUGAGGGUUACGGUUUGGAUUGGUCACCAUUAAUCAAAACUGGUGCAUUGGUUACUGGUGAUUGCAGUGGCCAAAUAUACUAUACACAACGUCAUACAUCGAAAUGGGUUACCGAUAAACAGCCAUUUACUGUUGCAAAUAAUUUGUCAGUUGAAGAUCUUCAGUGGUCGCGUACCGAAUCAACUGUUUUUGCAAGUUGCGGUUGUGAUGGAUAUAUAAGAAUCUGGGAUACAAGAUCUAAGAAACAUAAGCCUGCCAUUUCUGCAAAAGCUUCCUCAACAGAUGUCAACGUGAUAAGUUGGAAUGAGAAAAUUGGGUAUCUAUUGGCCAGUGGUGACGAUAAUGGUACAUGGGGUAUUUGGGAUUUGAGACAAUUUGCUCCUCACAAUUCUGAAAGCGCUCAACCAGUGGCGCAGUAUGAUUUCCAUAAGAGUGCUAUCACUUCCAUCAGUUUCAAUCCAUUGGACGAAUCCAUCAUCGCCGUUGCAUCAGAGGAUAACACUGUUACAUUAUGGGACUUGUCAGUGGAAGCUGAUGACGAGGAAAUAAAGCAACAGGCUGCAGAAACAAAAGAACUACAAGAGAUUCCUCCACAAUUAUUAUUUGUUCACUGGCAAAAAGAAGUAAAGGAUGUCAAAUGGCAUAAGCAAAUUCCGGGUUGUCUGUUGAGUACUGGAACAGAUGGUCUAAAUAUCUGGAAAACUAUAAGUGUGUAG
Zygotorulaspora mrakii is the source of this 1542-nucleotide messenger RNA. It is a transcript of the gene RRB1, whose product is annotated as ribosome biosynthesis protein RRB1. The record is from RefSeq and is a predicted model, not a curated record. Bases 1 to 1542 code for a protein of 513 amino acids. The transcript has a single exon. Gene Ontology annotation, molecular function: protein binding. Lineage: Eukaryota; Fungi; Ascomycota; Saccharomycetes; Saccharomycetales; Saccharomycetaceae.